Eupeodes corollae is the source of this 1805-nucleotide messenger RNA. RefSeq names its product seipin (gene Seipin). The record is from RefSeq and is a predicted model, not a curated record. Lineage: Eukaryota; Metazoa; Arthropoda; Insecta; Diptera; Syrphidae. Gene Ontology annotation, cellular component: endoplasmic reticulum membrane. Gene Ontology annotation, biological process: lipid droplet organization; lipid storage. The transcript is spliced from 3 exons. The coding region runs from base 323 to 1456 and encodes 377 amino acids.
UCUGCCUCGUCGUAGUCUACUUAGGCUUACCUUACAUUAAGUUCAAUUAAUUACAAUCAUAAAAUUAUUAACUUAAUUCUUUAAUGAAUCAGUCACUUAUUUAACUUUAUCAUUUAUCUUCAAACGCAUAACAUGACCUUUAGAACCCUUAUCAAUUAUCGAUUGAUAUAUUGACCGUUGCCGUAAGGCCUGAUAACGUACCUAUAAAAUUCUUAUCAGAAAGUUAGUUCUUAGCCCGAAAAGUUAUUUCUGGACAGUUAAACAUUAUUAAUGCAGUGAAUCGUUUAUUAUCAAAAACCUAAGGUUGUUUAAUCAAAUAUCUAUGGGUCUUUUAAAUAUAAUAAUUUUCUUCUUCGAUCCCUUGGGGAUCAUGCGAAAGUUGUUUUUUCGACCGGCUUUAAAUUUAACUUCCAACAUUUAUGAUCAAUUUCGUACAAAAACCAACAAUGGAGUUCUUACAAUAAAGGAACUUUCCUUGCGGCUAUUUAUCGUCAGCUUUGCAGUUGCCCUAAUCAUCUGGAGUGCAGUUUUUCUUUAUGUAGCUUUUUACUAUGCCUACAUGCCGGCUAUGUCGCAUAUUAGACCAGUUCACAUGCAAUUUAAAACAUGCUUGGACACUAGUGGGCCAUGUACAUUUCCACACGCUCAUGUUGCACUUACAAAAAGGCAACAGCUACUUAUGGUUGGCCAGGCAUAUAAGGUAUCCAUAGAGAUAGAUAUGCCUGAAUCGCCCCAGAAUCAAGAACUAGGUAUGUUCAUGGUUUGUGCAGAAAUGCGAGACAUCGAAUCCCUCCUUCGUGGACAUUCCUGCCGAUCAGCUAUGCUUCGUUACAGAUCACCUUUAAUCCGCACAUUGACUACCUGGGCGCUCAGUCCGCUCUUCGUUCUUGGUCUAAGAGAAGAAUUCCAAAAGGUUCCCGUCGUUAUAUUCUCUCGUUAUCUUGAAGAACGACAACAUCCCAUUACUGAUGUCUAUGUGGAGAUACAAUCGCACAAAAUACAAUUCUACACCGUUACACUUCACAUUAGUGCAGAUUUCACAGGCCUCCGUUACGUUAUAUUUAACUUCCCUGCAAUGUCGGCUCUUGUUGGUAUCAGUUCUAAUUUGUUCUUCAUUAUGAUAGUGUUCAUACUGAGUUGGUACCAUUGGUCUGACACAACCUGGGUGAAGAAUCUGCAAGCCAAGUACAUGCGACUGAGUAGACUUUCUAUGUCAAACAGAUCCUUAAGGCAACGAGUGAAAGGCAAAGAUUCUUUCGAAUCGCCAGCCCUCAGCGAUAAGAGCAUAGUAGACGAUGAUGAUAUAAGCUACUUCGACGAAAAUCCGAUAAGCGACUCAGAGGAAAUAGUAGAGUUAAGCUCUUCACUGGCCCCGAUAACAACUGAUGAUACGAGUAAACCCCAAAAAAGUUUACAAAAACGCCGCAAAGAAAAGGAGUCUUUAUUAAACUCAUAAAAACUCGUAAAUUCCUCAGAUUAGCUAGAAAGCUAUUAUUUAAAUUGCACAAAAAUAUUGCAAAGCACAAAGAUUCAUUUUUUAAUUUAAACUGAAUUCGUUUAUAUAAACUUAUAUUGAAUUCAAGUUUUAGAUUAUAAGAACAUUUAAAUUAAUGUAUUAUACAUAACGUAGCAGAAAUAUUCUUAUCUAUACAUUUGAAUUGAAUAGUUUUAAUAUUCAUUGAAACAAGUUUGUGAUCAGAUUUAAGAAUAACGAUAAAAAACUUUUUGUUUUAUUAAAAGUAAAUUUAUCGAACAGAAACAUAUUUUUUACAAAAUGAAAGAAAAAAUAAAACCAGAUUAACUUA